AUGGCCAAUGGCAACCCCGAUUUGUUGGCUCGAAUUUACGGGACAACCGGGUCUGUUGAGGUUCACGGGGCCUGUCCUUCGCUGCCAGAGGCCUUUACUGUCUAUCCAGCAUUUGGAGGGGAGUCAGAAGCCAACGAGACGCGUGGUGAGGGCAAGCGGUACGACUUUUCUGCUCCAGGGCUGGGAUUCCAGCAUCAGGCUGACAAUAUCGCGCUGGAUGUCAUGAGCGGGCGGUUGGAGAGCUCCAUAAUCCCACAGGCGGAGACUAUCCGCGUGAUGGAGACAAUGGACGAGAUUCGGCGUCAGGGAGGGACUAGGUAUCCAGUGGACUAG
Molecule: messenger RNA, 333 nt
Organism: Aspergillus calidoustus
Lineage: Eukaryota; Fungi; Ascomycota; Eurotiomycetes; Eurotiales; Aspergillaceae
Source: the annotation of a GenBank genome assembly